AUGGACUGGCUACCACCCACACUCAAGAGACUGACAUUCGAAGGAUUCAGGAAUGCCCUGAUCACUGCAGAACUGCCCUCGGCACUAGAGAGUCUGUCAAUAAUGAGUGAUUACAAGUAUGGUGACAAAGGUAAAGGUACACCAAUCAUUGAGAUCACAGGUCAACUAUCCGACACAAUUGUUGAGCUCAAGAUUGGAUACACUAUAAAGGGUGGCAUCAAACCUGGAAUGAUCCCUUCAUCAGUAACUACAUUGGACUUGGGUAGAGAUGGAGUUGAAUAUACUUCAAUCCCGCCUGGAACAUUUCCACCAACUCUCAUUUCCUUCAAGUUUGAUGGCUACUGUCGUGAUCAUCUCUUUGGUUUGCCAUCAUCACUCAGGAGAUUGUCAUAUUGUUUUAGUGGGACGUUCAAUGACCCUGGUGGGCUCACUCAUCUUUCAUCAAUGUACACCGGUCGUUGUCUGAAGCCUGUUGAUCAUUUCACUGUGCAAUGGGAAUACAGUCCUUCUCGAGAUGAAGGAUACACACCGGCCAAGACUUUAAAAUCACUCUCUAUCAAUGGAAAAGUUGUUGGAUAUGCUAGAGGUGGUGCUAAGAGCAAUAGACAAGCAGACCAAAAGAAUUGGGUAGAAUACUUCAAGUACAUGUACGCAAGUUGGAUCAAUCCAAUGCUGUUUGUUUAA
Acytostelium subglobosum LB1 is the source of this 684-nucleotide messenger RNA. RefSeq lists its product as hypothetical. The record is from RefSeq and is a predicted model, not a curated record. The transcript has 2 exons. NCBI's taxonomy places the organism in Eukaryota, Evosea, Eumycetozoa, Acytosteliales, Acytosteliaceae. The coding region runs from base 1 to 684 and encodes 227 amino acids.